Molecule: messenger RNA, 5267 nt
Organism: Chara braunii
Lineage: Eukaryota; Viridiplantae; Streptophyta; Charophyceae; Charales; Characeae
Source: the annotation of a GenBank genome assembly
GGGAUAGAAAGGUGUUGAUCCACAAAUUGCCCAAUGGUAGAACUGUUAGAUUGUAGAAGUACAAAGCUAGCAGUCUAAUAGAGAACUACGGUUGUAUGUGCGCUUCAUCCUUCUAUAACUAUUAUAAGCAGAAUCAGGAGGAGGGCAUGUAUCUAGUCUUUGUCUCUGAGAAAGGGGACGCCGUUAAAUCACCCCCAGAGAUAGAAAGAGUCGUCUCACAAUAUUCAGACGUUUUUGAGGAGCCCACAAGCGUGGUAGAAAGGGAGGUUGUCCAUGCAAUAGAGGUUGUCCCAGGUAGUAGGGUGCCUAGAGGACGAAUCUAUAGGAUGUCUCCUGCGGAGUUAGAUGAGCUUCGCCGCCAGCUCAAGRAGSUCACAGAGAAGGGAUGGAUACGGCCUAGUACCUCCCCUUACGGUGCGCCAGUCUUAUUUGUUCCUAAGAAGGGAGGUCCAUUAAGGAUGUGCAUUGACUAUAGGGGCCUCAAUGCCAUCACCGUUACGAACGCGGAGCCCCUACCCCGCAUUGACGACCUCUUGGAUAGAGUGCAGGGAUGUCGGUACUUCACGAAGAUAGACUUGAAGUCCGGAUACCAUCAAAUUGCCGUUAGGCCUGAGGACCAACACAAAACCGCAUUUCAGGCCAGGUACGGUCUGUACGAGUUUGUGGUGAUGCCUUUUGGCCUAUGCAAUGCGCCUGGUACGUUCCAGCACUCGAUGAAUAGGAUCUUUCAUGACUACUUGGACAAGUUUAUCGUCGUGUACCUCGACGAUAUUCUCAUCUUUAGUAGGACUGUCAAGGAGCAUGCUGAGCACUUGAAAACAGUGUUAGGGAUCCUAAGACAACACCAAUACAAGGUAAACUUGGAUAAAUGCGAGUUUGGUCGCACCAAGAUCUUGUACUUGGGUCAUGAAAUUUCAGCGGAUGGAUUGAGGCCGGAAGAUGCGAAGGUGGCCAGCAUACGUGACUGGCCCAGACCUCAAACAAUUACUGAGGUCAGAUCGUUUUUGGGGAUGACGGGCUAUUAUCGUCCGUUUGUGAAGAACUAUAGUACUAUUGCUUCCCCAUUAAUGGAUCUAACUCGACUUGACACCCCUUGGGAGUGGACUGAAGAGUGUGAGGCGAGCUUCAAGAAAUUGAAGUAUGAUCUGACGCACUACGAAGUUCUCAAACUUCCUGAUCCUGACAAGCCAUUUGUUGUGACCACAGACGCCAGCCAAUAUGGCAUAGGCGCGGUCCUUGCGCAACAGGAAGGACCCAAGUUGAGACCGAUCGAGUACAUGAGCAAGAAGAUGCCAUCUCAUAAGUUGGCUAAGUCCACUUAUGAGAGAGAGCUCUACGCCCUGUACAGAGCGCUAGUUCAUUGGAGACACUACCUUCUAGGUAGAUUCUUCUAUGUGAGAUCUGACCAUGAGACUUUGCGCUGGAUUAAGACACAGCCUGUGUUGUCAGACGCACUCAAGAGAUGGAUUCAAGUGAUAGACAUGUAUGACUAUCAACUUGAUCCUAUCAAAGGUACGUACAACAAAGUGGCUGAUGCGCUAUCAAGAAGGGCAGAUUAUCUGGGCGCGCUAGUUACCGAGUUUGGCAUAUCUGAUGAACUCACUCGAUCGCUGGUGGAAGCCUAUCAGGGAGACCCAGUCAUGUCAGAGAUCAUGCGUAGAUUCAAGGCAAAGGAUAAGAAGACUUUGGACGAGUUUACAAUGGUAGAUGACUUGCUGUUUCUUGACAAGGCAGGGAAUAAAAGACUAUGUGUUGCUAAUAGCGAGUCUUUGCGUAGUUUAUUUUUAGGUGAAUGUCAUGACGCAACUGGUCAUUUUGGUUACAGAAAGACAUCAGCGAACUUAGUCCAGAGAUUUUGGUGGCCUUCUAUGUUAGAAGAUGCGAAACGUUAUGUGGAAACCUGCCAGGUUUGUCAAAGAGAUAAACCAAGGACUCAGGCUCCGCUUGGGUUAAUCAAACCCUUGCCGAUCCCUCAAGGACCAGGUCAGAGUGUGUCCAUGGAUUUCAUGGAUACCCUUGUGACCAGCAGGACGGGGAAGAGACACAUCUUUGUCAUAGUGGACCGCUUUACCAAGUACGGCAGACUAAUCGCUAUGCCUGAAACUGCUAAAACUGACCUCGUCAUCAAACUAUUCAUGGACAAUUGGGUUAGGGACUUCGGUCUACCUACAUCUAUUGUUAGUGAUAGGGAUGUAAGAUUUACAAGUGAGCUGUGGCAGACCGCUGCUGAGCAAAUGGGCACAAGGCUCCAAAUGACGUCAGGGAAUCACCCUGAGUCAAAUGGCCAGGCAGAACAAAUGAACCGGGUAGUGCAGCACCUACUAAGGCAUUAUGUUAAGCCUAGUCAGGAUGACUGGGACGAGAAGUUACCUCUCGUCGCCAGCCUGUACAACAAUGCUGUGCACAGCAUCACCGGUAUGACUCCCAACCAGUUACAUCUUGGUUGGAAGCCCAGAUCUGCGCUUGACUUAUUGCUACCAGAAAGACAACCCACUGCAGCACCUGGCAGCAUAGAGUUUGCUGUCAAGUAUGAGCAGAUGCUGCAACAGGCCGUGGAACAUAUUCAGAAGUCUCAAGAUGCUAUGAUUGCAUCUGAGAACAAACAUAGACGGCCUUCUAACUUUCAGGUAGGUGAGAGAAUCUGGGUGAAAUCAUCUGAACUGGGACAGGAGAUAGGAAUCUCAAGAAAACUGAUGCCUCAGUUCUUUGGGCCCUGGGAGGUCUUAGACAUUGUAGGAGAUCAACCAGAUGGUCCUUCAUAUGUAAUCCGCAUCCCACCUCACUUGCGUACUUACCCUGUGUUCCAUGCCUCUAAGUUAGCACCCUUUGCUGCUACUGAGCAGUUCCCUUCUAGAAGAUCAAUGCUGCCCCCAACCAUGGAUGGCAAAGUGGACAUUGACCAGAUCGUCGAGCAUCGAGUGAUGCCUGUCCCUCGACCAUCAGGCAGAGGGCGACCUCCAAAACCAAGGAUGCAGUAUCAAAAGUAUGAGAGAGAGGCGAGGAGGAAUUGGGAUUUGUUCUACAAAAGACACACCGACAAGUUCUUCAAGGAUCGCCACUAUUUGCACCACGAGUGGGGAAAAUUUCUUACAGUGUCGUCGCAUGAAGGUGACGGAAUGACUGUGAUGGAAAGGCACAAGGGAGCUUCGUCAGGUGACGAGCGAGAGACAACUGAAGCUCAGCAUAAACAGGGUAAAGGCAAAGUCAUCCUGGAGGUUGGGUGUGGUGUGGGCAACACAGUUUUCCCAUUGCUGGAGGAUAACCCUGAAGCCUUUGUCUAUGCCUGUGACUUCUCUGAGAGGGCUGUCAACUUGCUGAAGGCACAUGAGAGCUACGAUGAGAGCCGUGUUCACGCCUUUGUAAAAGAUAUAACUGCAGAUGACCUCCUUUCCAAUAUCCCAGUAAAUUCUGUGGAUAUUGUCACCCUGGUGUUUGUCCUCUCUGCGAUUUCCCCGGAGAAGAUGGCUGCGGCGAUUCACAACAUCCUUAAAGUAUUGAAGCAUGGUGGGCAUAUCUUGUUUCGAGAUUAUGCGGCUGGGGAUUUGGCGCAGGAAAGGUUCAUGGCAAAAGAACAAAAGAUUAGUGAAAGCUUCUACGUUCGUGGAGACGGGACACGAGCGUACUAUUUCACAGAGGACAGUCUGAAAUCGCUUUUUGAGAGUGAGGGACUCAUUUGUGAGGAGAUGAAAAUCCAUCACCGUGAGAUAACUAACAAGGCCAGGGAGCUUGUAAUGAACAGGCGGUGGAUUCAAGCUGCCUUCAGGUUGGAAGCAAAUACCAAGGCAAACCCCACACUUGCUGCUGACAUUGCAAUCCCCAGGGCAUUGAGGACUGAAGCUGAUGACAGCACUGCCAGUAGGGCAGGCAGUUCUGAUGGGCAAAAUUCUGGUAUCUCAGAUGAUAGUCAAGGAACUAUGGUUUCGACUCCAUCUGGCUCAGAAAGCAUGAGCAACAAAGAAGGAUGGGCGUGUUCAACACCCCCAGUAUCAUCCCUGGGCCCAAAAGCUGAUGGGAUGUCAUUCACCGGUGCGGAUGGUGGCGAUAUGUUGGAAGAGGGAUUGGCGGAAGAUGGCACUGCACUCAGGGGUAAGGACAUGGCUUCCCAAGUCUCCGGGAACCUGAAUUUACUGGGCCCAAGCUGUUCCCUCAAUCCUGCUAAGGGCUGCCUGGAAUGUAGUGAUGGAUCGGGAGUCAGAGAGGCAGGAAGCGGAUUGGAAGAUAACUUUUCGCCGACUCUGUUUGCCGAGCCUGCUUCGUAUGAGGUGCAGGAGGUUGAUGUGCUGUGUGAGCGAGUGCGCUUGAAGAUGCUGCCGGCGGAGAAUCAGCACACCCAGCCAAACACAGGCCUUCUUAUCUGGCACUCAGCGCCGGCGUUAGCCAUGUUCUUGUCUGUUAACCCGGCGCUCAUACAUGACAAGGCCGUCCUUGAGCUGGGAUGCGGCGCUGCCGCUCUCAGUUCGUUCAUCGCGUCAAAAUAUGCGCGAAGAGUUGUUGCGACGGAUGGCGACAGGGAGACAAUGGCUCUCGUCAACGAGAAUGUGCUGAUGAACCAGGACGGUUUCCCCGUUGCGAAGAUUGCCUGUCAGCGACUGCAAUGGGGAAACUGGGAUGAUGUGCAGUCCGUAAAGUGCCAGACGCUUUGCGGUGAAGAAGACGGAGGUCGUCACUUCGAUGUGGUCUUGGGGUCUGAUGUGGUGUAUGUGGCGGAGGCUGUUCCAUUGUUGUUCAAGACCGCAAGAGCAUUACUAACGGAUGGCGACAGUUGGGUGGCGGACUUAAGCGGAGCAAACGAAACACAACAACGCACGCUGAGCGCUGUCGAUGAUGGAGAAUGCGUCGAGCGUACAAACAAAUCCCCGAACAGCGAUGCUGCCAACGCCCAGCAGAUUGCGCUUCCUGUGGCCCAAGAGGACUACCCUCAGGGGCCUUUUCUACUGCUCUGUCAUGUGCCCAGGGGGGUGUCAGAGCAAUUUAUACUCAGUGCAGCUUGCAAGUCCGGCUUUCGCAACUACAAGGCCCUUUCUUGGGAAGACGCGUGGCAAAAGAGCUUCGAUCCUUCGUGCCUAUCAGACAAAGCAGGAGCAGGUUUCGAGUCUAGCAAGGGCUCGGACAAUGCCUUGAUUAGAGCACCAUAUCCAGGUGAUGCCGGAAUCGAGGCAUUGCCCAGUUGCUUGAGAUUGCUAUGGUUCUGGUAAUUGCUUUUUCGAACCUUUUUCCCAACUAUUUUUGUUCGUAGUUCGAAAACUCAAUAAAAUAUGAAGUGAUAA